Molecule: messenger RNA, 1431 nt
Organism: Mauremys reevesii (Reeves's turtle)
Lineage: Eukaryota; Metazoa; Chordata; Testudines; Geoemydidae
Gene: PIH1D1
Product: PIH1 domain containing 1
Exons: 11
Coding region: 172-1038 (288 amino acids)
Biological process (GO): rRNA processing; box C/D snoRNP assembly
Cellular component (GO): cytoplasm; ribonucleoprotein complex; R2TP complex
Source: RefSeq, a predicted model, not a curated record
AAGUGCGGCAAAAACCCUACCCCGGAAGCGAUACUGUCCUUACCGGAAGUGUGGCAACCGACAGCGGAAGUUGGUGUAACGCUCCCGGAAGUGGGCGUCGCAGGCUUGGGCCAGUGUUGCCAAUAGCAGCGGGGAGGCAAAGGGCAGGGCCCCGUCCCCGGAGCAGAGCCCAUGGCGUCCCAGACGGACAAGUCCCUGCUGUCGGCAGAGCUGGAGGAGGAAGACGAUGAGGAGUUCAGACAGCUGCUGCUCCAGGCCACCCAGAAGAUCCAGAGUGCGAUGCCUUCGGUGCGUGACUCGAAGCCGAUCCAGCCUCAGCCUGGCUUCUGCAUUAAGACCCACGCGGGCUCCCAGGAGAAGGUGUUUGUGAACAUCUGCCGGUCGCUGCACAUCCCGGCGCCCCCCGACCUCAGCCGCCAGGAGCUGGAGUGUCUCAUCGAGUCGGACAGCGCCUCGUCCUUCCGCAUCCCCAUGAGCCUGGGGGAGCCCCACGCCGAGCUGGACAACAGCGGGAACGGCUGCACCGCGUACGACGUGGUCAUCAACUCCGGCUUCUUCAGCAAAGUGGAGGCUGACCCCUUCUUCAAAGAGUUCUUCAUCACCGUCGCCCUGGAGGGGCUGGCAGACAAGUACAAGAUGGACGUCAAUCACCCAGCGUGGCGAAUCCUGAAGAACCGGAAGUUCAUGGGCUCCAUCUCGGGACAGACCAUCCGCACCAAGUCCAGCCCCGUCAUACAGGAGAUGGACUUCAGCUCCCCUGUGCUCCCCAAAUUCACCAUCCUGGCAGAGCCGGCGGGAGGGGCCCCCGAAUUCCUGCUGGCUGAGAUCCACCUCCAGCCUGGGGUGGGCUCGGCGCGGGAGCUCUCCCUGGAGCUGGGGCAGGACCGGGUCGUGCUGCGGGGGGGCCCAGACCCCUACGUCCUCGACAUCUUCAUCCCCCACGACAUCGUCCCGGAGCGCAGCCACGCCCGCUUCCACCGGCGCACUGCGGUGCUGACUGUGAAGAUGCCCAUCCAGCCCCAGCUGGGGCCCCCCUGAGCAGACCCCCCCUCUGCCCUUAGGAGAGACUCCAGGAUCCAGAGUGGGGGGGGGCCCCCACCAGACCAAGGGGGAGCUGGCAUGUGGGGGGUUGGGGCUCUGAUGCCCAGUGGCAAUGGGCGGACGGAGAAAACCAGGACUCCUGGGUUCUCUCCCCAGCUCUGGGAGGGCAGUGGGGCCAAGUGGUCGGAGCAAGGGGGGUGGGGCUGGGAGCCAGGACUCCUGGGUUUUUCUUUCCAGCUCUUGCUCCUGGCCUCCCCAGAGACCAGCUGUCGGGGGGGGGGCAGGCCCCUGCUGCCCUGGCGUGGGGAUGGGGGGGGCAGCUGGUUUGUCGGGGGGCAGGCUCGUGCCAUGUCAAAUCUGCACCCGAAGGAGCGGAAUAAACAGUGCGAU